Hypanus sabinus (Atlantic stingray) is the source of this 3200-nucleotide messenger RNA. It is a transcript of the gene fbxl13, whose product is annotated as F-box and leucine-rich repeat protein 13. Gene Ontology annotation, cellular component: SCF ubiquitin ligase complex. Gene Ontology annotation, molecular function: protein binding. The coding region runs from base 134 to 2710 and encodes 858 amino acids. The record is from RefSeq and is a predicted model, not a curated record. Lineage: Eukaryota; Metazoa; Chordata; Chondrichthyes; Myliobatiformes; Dasyatidae. The transcript has 23 exons. Gene Ontology annotation, biological process: SCF-dependent proteasomal ubiquitin-dependent protein catabolic process.
UGUACAAGGAUCGGUGGGCAAUCAGCGAUUAGUUCAAUGACUGUCUGAGCUUUGAUUUGCAAAUUAAAGUUUAACCCUUCUUGAAGAAUCUUCUGGGGCACGAGAAACCACGACACUCUCUUGGGUUCAAGCCAUGGCGGUUGCUCCCGGCAGUUCAAAGCGUGUUACCAUGGCAACGGUGAAGGAGCGCGUCCACAAAGUGGCAGCCAUGGCCUUCUUGCCGUAUGCAGACCCCGAGAUGAAACACUACAUCAAAAUCCAUUCAAUCCCACAGAUCUAUGAGGCAUUGCUUACAGGUUUAUUUGUUCAGUGUCCUGAUGACCCAUUAGUAUUUUUGGAAGAGAAAAUAAAAGAAUUACAAAACCAGAAAAGCCAAGCUUUGCCUUUGACAAAGGAAGGUCACCUCAAUUUGAGCUGGGACAUGUUUAUCACUCCUGAAUACAGGCAAAGCAUGACAAAAAUGAUAGGUAGUUAUCUAAACUAUCUCUUUGAACUGGAAGCUGGUGAGGUGCUUCCCCCAGAAGUGUAUAAGGUAGCUUAUCAGUUUUAUUUAAACUUUUUACUGAAAAAGUACUUUUGUGAAUGGAUGAAUUAUAUCAGAAACAAAAGAAAGGAGAGGAUUAAACUGUCACAAGAUAUGAACAAGGCUCAAGAUCAUUAUGUAAGGAACAAGUUAAAAAUGGCAUUUGAUGCAUGGUUGAGGUGGAUCCAGAUCCAAAGGAAACGGCAUGCCUUGGCAAUGGACCAUAUACGCCAUGUCAAUGAUCAACUUCUAGCCAAGCUCAUUCUAAGAGAGUGGAACGCAGUGACAAAAGAGGCAAAAAGAACACGAGAAUACUUUGAGAAACUGGAACGAGGGGAAUUGGAGGAUGAGACUGAUAUACUAUUGGUAAUGCCAGCAGAAGAGAAAGAUAGGAUUUCUGGAUUUCCAUUGGCAGUAUCACUAAAGAUUUUUAGUUACCUUGGCAUUAUGGACCUUGCAAGAUGUGCGCAAGUGUGUCAAUCAUGGAAAGUAAUUACACAGACAAGUUCCCUCUGGAGCAAGCUUGACUUUUAUCCAGUAAGAAAAUGGAUUAAAGAUGAUGAUAUAGCAAAUAUUUUGCGGAGGUACCGUUCUACUGUCAUCCAUUUGAGUCUCCGGGGAUGCAACAACAUUGGUCAGGCCACCUUCAAAGGAAUUAAUCCCUAUCUGGGAAAAAAAGAAAAGAAAAAAGAAAGAAAGAAGAAAGAUAGAAAGAUUGCCUGGCUAUCGGAGGAUCCCCACAUGCUCCAUGGAGUUUUAAGUGGCUGCCGAAACUUACAAGAUCUAAAUUUAUCUGAAUGUAAAAAUGUAACCGAUGAAUUUAUGUCUACAGUGAUAGAAAUGUGCACAUCCCUUGUGUACCUGAACAUGGCUUACACUACCAUUAGUGAUGCUACACUAAGGACAUUGUCAAAGUUUGGUCUAAAUCUACAGUACCUGAGCCUGGCAUACUCAAAGCUAUUCACAAAUAAAGGUUUGAAUUACCUUGCCACAGGGAAGGGCUGCCACAAGCUCGUUUAUCUGGACAUUUCAGGUUGUACUGAGAUUUCAGUGAGAGGCUUUAAGUCAUUAGGAAUUGCUUGCAAUAAAAUUGAACACCUUGUUAUCAAUGAUAUGGCAACACUUACGACCAACUGCAUCACAGCUAUGGUUGACUACUACAAUAACCUCACAACCGUUACACUUCUUGGCUCGCCGCACAUAUCUGAUACAGCUAUUAAAGCACUUGUCCAAGGCAGCAAGCUUACCACAUUUAAAACUGAAGGUAAUAAACGUAUAACUGACACAAGCUUCAAAAUCUUCAGCACCAGUUGCCCAAAUUUGAAUCAUAUCUAUGUAGCAGACUGCUCAAGAAUAACAGACAACAGCUUGAAAUUCAUAUCAACACUGAAAAAUAUUAUUGUGUUGAAUAUUUCAGACUGUAUGAGUAUCACUGAUGCAGGUAUACGAAGCUUUUUGGAAGGGGCUUCAGGUCAAAAACUUAGAGAACUGAACAUCAGCAACUGCAUCUUAAUUACUGAUUUAUCACUACUGAAAAUCGCACAGAGAUGCCUCAGCUUGACUCACCUAAGAAUGCGUUAUUGUUUGCACGUAACUGACAGUGGGAUUGAAUGGCUAGGAAGCUUGCCUACGCUGACCAAUAUUGACCUGACGGGAACUAAUGUACAAGAACAGAGUUUGUCAGGUCUUAGUAGCAAUCACAAGAUAAAGGAGCUUACAGUGGCAAAAUGCUCAGGAGUCACUGAUAAUGGAUUACAGAAAUUCUACCAUAAGAUGCACAAUCUGGAAUACUUGGAUAUCUCUCAUUGCCUCUCAGUGUCUGAUAAGAGUGUAAAGACUCUGGCUUUCUGUUGCCGAAGGCUCAUUUCAUUGAACAUCGCUGGAUGUCCAAAGAUUACUAACUUAAGUAUACAAUACCUGGCUGGAGUUUGCCAUUAUAUUUACUUCUUGGAUAUCUCAGGUUGUGUCAAGCUUACUGAUUCAAUAUUUCCAUUCUUAAAGAAAGGCUGCAAAAAGCUACGUAUCCUCAACAUGCUGUAUUGCUCACAGAUCACAAAGCAAACUGUCAAAGCAACAACAAAUAUCCAGCAAUUGGAAUAUAGUGAUGACAAUCCUCCUGUAUGGUUUGGAUAUGAUGAUCGAGGGAACUUAUUAGUCACCAAAAUGGAUGAAGAUGAAAGUAACUGAAAAUGUAAUGAUCAGAAUUCUAUGAAUGCUAGAAUUCCAGAUAUACAGUACUUUAUAAUAAGUGUACUGAAUCUUUAACUGUGACUGAUUCAUUUAGUAUCAAAAAAAUUUUAAAGUAGUACUCUAUUUUGCUGAUUAUAAAAAUUGAAGAAUUCAUAAUUAUCUUAAAUUGUUUUCAUACAAACUGUAAUUAUAAUUAGAGCUGUAUCAAUAGUGUAUGUGUUUCUAAGCUAUAACCCUGGUAUUUCAGGGGUCACAGGUUGCAGUUCUUUAUGAUUUAUUUUACACAAUUCUCGCUUACUUAGGCUUUUUUAACCUGACUAUUUCUAAACUUGAUGUCUUGUUCUACUCAAUCUUCCACUGAAUUUUCAAGCUUUUUAAAAAAUUGGAAUGUAAAAUGAAACAGUUGGAAAAAAAUUCCAUUAAAACAAAAAAUUGUUUCAAAUGUUGAAGGUCUUACUUAAUAUAUAACUGAAUGAAAUCAUUUGAG